Messenger RNA from Prionailurus viverrinus (fishing cat), 3124 nucleotides. RefSeq names its product zinc finger protein 33B-like. Lineage: Eukaryota; Metazoa; Chordata; Mammalia; Carnivora; Felidae. Gene Ontology annotation, biological process: negative regulation of transcription by RNA polymerase II. The record is from RefSeq and is a predicted model, not a curated record. Gene Ontology annotation, molecular function: DNA-binding transcription repressor activity, RNA polymerase II-specific.
GAGGGCCGAGGGGGCGGCGCUGCGCUGACUGGGAAGUCGCGGGGCGGCUGUAGGCGGUCGGUGCCGGUUUGUGUGGAGGAGGUUACUGACUUAUUCAGAACCACAGUUUGUUAGUGGCGAAGACUGGAAGUUGUGUCUCCCGACUCCAGAGAGACUGCCUGCUUUUCCACACGAGGAAAGUUUUAUAGGGCAGGAGCAUUCAGGAGCCACCAGGCAGGCCAGCUCUUUUAGGACCUCAUUCCUCCUGUAACUCAGCACAGCACCAGAGUUGUCUACACUUUUCCAAGACAGCAGAAAAUGAACAAAUGCCAGAUUGAACAGAAAUCCCAGGGAUCAGUAUCAUUUAAGGAUGUGACCGUGGGCUUCACCCAGGAGGAGUGGCACUGCUUGGACUCAAGUCAGAGGUCCCUGUACAGGGACGUGAUGCUGGAGAACUACAGCCACCUUGUCUCAGUGGGGUCCUGUGCUACCAAACCAGAGGUGAUCUUCAGGCUGGAGCAAGGAGAGGAGCCAUGGAUAUCGGAGGAAGAAUUCCCAAGCCAGAGCCUUCCAGAAGUCUGGGAAACUGAUCACAAGAAAGGAAGGAGGCAAGAAAACCAGCGCAAACCUAUGUGGGAAGUUGCAUUCAUCAGUAAGAAAACGCCGACCAGGGAACGAGGUAAAGUAAUAGGAAAACCAUUUAACCUGGACACAAAUUCGUUUCCUUCCAGAGAAAGCCUCUGUCAGUGUGACUCAUAUGGAGUGAAUUUCAGCUGUAUUUCUGAAUUGUGUAUCUAUAUGAAAAACUAUUUAGGAAAAAAGACUGAUGAAUUUAAUGACUGUGGAAAAUUACUACUCAGUAUUGAACACAAGAAAACUCCUACUAGCGAGAAAAGUGAAUUUUUUAAACAUGGGGAAACUUUCAGUCAGGAUGAGGACCCUGUUGAUCAUGAGAAGAUUCAAAGUGUAGAUCAAACAUUUGAAUAUAACAUAUAUCAAGAAACCUUCCCCGAAAAGGCAACUUUGAGUACGUACAAGAGAGAGAUCACUGAAGAGAAUCACUCUGAAUGUAUUGAAUAUGGGAGAACCUUCUUUCCUAACUCCUCUUUCCUGUUACAUCACAUGAAUGCCUCCGAAGAAAAUCACUGUGGACUGGGUACUUGUGGGAAAUCGUUAUGUGUUACGUCUACCCUUUUGAAACCUCAUGGGGCACGUAUGAAACCCUCGGAGUGUAGUGAGAGUGGGGAUCAUUUCCGGGGGGAUUUAUGCCUUCCACAACUUCAAAAAAAUCAUAAAGGAGAGAAACACUUUGAAUGCAAUGAAUGUGGGAAAGCCUUUUGGGAGAAGUCCCACCUCACUCGACAUCAGAGGAUACACACGGGAGAGAAACGCUUUCAGUGUAAUGAAUGUGGAAAAACUUUCUGGGAGAAGUCAAAUCUCACGAAACAUCAGAGAUCACACACAGGGGAGAAGCCCUAUGUGUGCAACGAAUGUGGUAAAGCCUUCAGCCACAAGUCAGCCCUCACGUUACACCAGAGAACACACACAGGGGAGAAACCCUAUCUGUGUAGUGCAUGUGGAAAAACUUUUUACCAGAAGUCAGACCUCACCAAACACCAGAGAACACACACAGGGUUGAAACCCUAUGAAUGCUAUGAAUGUGGGAAAUCUUUCUGUAUGAAUUCACACCUUACAGUGCAUCAGAGAACUCAUACAGGAGAGAAACCAUUUGAAUGUCCUGACUGUGGGAAAUCUUUCUGUCAGAAGUCACAUCUUACACAACAUCAGAGAACCCAUGUAGGGGAUAAGCCCUACAAAUGUAAUGCAUGCGGGAAAACUUUCUACCACAAGUCAGUUCUCACUAGGCAUCAGAUAAUUCAUACAGGGUUGAAACCUUAUGAAUGUUACGAAUGUGGAAAAACCUUCUGCUUGAAGUCUGACCUCACAGUGCAUCAGAGAACUCACACAGGGGAGAAACCCUUUGUGUGUCCUGAAUGUGGGAAAUUCUUCAGCCAUAAGUCUACCCUCUCUCAACAUUACAGGACACAUACAGGAGAGAAACCCUUCGAAUGUCACGAAUGUGGAAAAAUAUUCUAUAAUAAAUCGUAUCUAACUAAACACAAUAGGACACACACAGGGGAGAAACCCUACGAAUGUAAUGUAUGUGGGAAAACUUUCUGCCAGAAGUCUCAGCUCACUCAGCACCAGAGAAUCCACAUAGGAGAGAAACCCUAUGAGUGUAAUGAAUGUGGAAAGGCUUUCUGUCACAAAUCAGCUCUAAUUGUGCACCAGAGAACUCAUAGAGAAGAAAAGCCCUAUAAAUGUAAUGAAUGUGGGAAGUCUUUCUGUGUGAAGUCAGGGCUUACUUUACAUCAGAGAAAACACACAGGGGAGAAACCCUAUGAAUGUAACGAAUGUGGGAAAUCCUUCAGUCACAAAUCAUCACUCACAGUGCAUUAUAGGGCUCACACAGGGGAGAAAUCUUGUCAGUGUAAUGAAUGUGGGAAAAUUUUUUACCGAAAAUCAGACCUUGCUAAGCAUCAGAGGUCACACACAGGUGAGAAGCCCUAUGAAUGUAACACAUGUGGAAAAACUUUCUCUCAGAAGUCAAACCUCAUUGUACAUCAGAGAACACAUACAGGAGAAAAUCUUAUGAUUGCAGUGGGUGUUAGGAAUGUUGAGCUGUGGUUCAGUAGCCGCUAUGCUUCAGAGAACGCACGCUGUAGAAGAAGUAAUGUCGAUGUUCUGAAUGUUGAGUAACCUUCAUCCACAAACUGGCCUUAUUUUACCCCGAAGCAGACUGGAAAACAUAUAGGACAGUCUUGUUAAAUAAUAUUCCGUUGAAUGUACCCUAGCAAAUGUGGGUAUAAAACCUUGCAGAAUUUUGCUUUUGUGAAUGUUUUUUUUUUUCUUUUUUUUUGUGGCAAAAAUACAAACUAGGUUGUCAGAAUUUCUAUUAAGGAGAAAUCUUCAAUUUGAGACAUAGCUUGAAGAUUGUGUUUAGAAGUAAUAUAACAUUGGAACUUGUGGUUUGGUUUUGAUGCCAUAUUUGUCUUUAGGAAACAUGAGAAAUUGUAAUUUAUAGUUGAAUAUUGUGCAAUGUACAAACAAAAAAUAGUAGUAAAAUGAAACAAUGAAUUUAAAA